CUCUUUCACCUCCCGGCUGCGAAGCGGGGAGCUUUUGUUUGGGAAGGGAUGCAAAGGGCCUUAUCCGUCCCCCCACCUCCCGGGCCGAAAGGAACGAGAGCGAGGCCUGAGAGGCUCCGAAGUCCUCUUGGGUCUUGCGCUUCGUUCCCUGCUUCCUCCCCAUCCCGAAGGUGCGAGCUUUCAACCGGGAAGUCGCGCCGCCGCCAUUGUCGCGGCUGCUCCGGGGUAGGGGAGGCGGCUGCCGCUGCUUAUGUAAGUUUGACUUUGCUGGAGCCCCCGCUCCCUGCUCUCUAACGGCGGCCCAGCGCGCCAGUGGUUUGGAGAACCACAAUAAAGGGGCAGCUUUGUUUGGAGGCGUAGUUGGGGCUACAUCUUUCCCUGCACCUACACAAAUACUGGCAACGGCCGUCUUCCAGUUUAACUCACCUGAACUUAGCAACUGGAACGUCUCAGCAGAAAGUAAUGGUCCUCGGCGAUCUUGCGAGAGAGUGGGGACCAAAUAUCACACUGCACCCUCCAUCCCACCAAAUUCAGCACCGUGGUGUGUCGCCAUGGGUACUGCAGGGCCACUCCUCUCCCUAGUCCCAUGCACUUUUAUCCCACAAGCCUUAGGGAGAGUUACAACAGUGGGAAGCGACUAGGUAGGAAGGUUUUGCGUGGCUGCCUUCCCUUGGAGAUGACUGCAGGCCGAGGUACAUCGAAGGGACUGGCGGGGUCCGCAGCAACUCUAUUAGUAAUGUUGCCCAGCUCUCACGUGUGCAGAUGAGAAACCCCCUGCUACUUGAGGCAGCUUAGGGGUGUGUUUGUUUUUCUGGAGAGGGAACUUUGGAGGGUUUUCAUAAUGUUGGUCUCUAAGGUCGGUUCUUGCACCACAAUUUUUGUGGAAGAAUAUUGCAGCUCAGUCCUUGGUUCUACCACACCGAAGUUUGCGUGCUCACUGUUCAGUCGAGGAAAGAUGUUUUUCAGAAUAUUGGUCUGCAGGAUGGAGUCCCUCUGAGCUGGACCUGAUGCUGCCAGUCAUCCUCCUCUCUGUUCCCAACCUGAAAAUGGGUACAUGUGCAAGUGGCAGGACGAGAAAGGACUGGCGCAUCCCUGAUCAGAGUUAUUCUGAUCUGAAGAAUUUGGUGUUUGAAGCAUUAAGAUAAUAGCCUGAGUUGUUCAUGGAGUUUUUCAUCAGUAUGUCUGAAACCAUUAAAUAUAAUGACGACGAUCAUAAAACUCUGUUUCUGAAAACACUAAACGAACAACGCCUGGAAGGAGAAUUCUGUGAUAUCGCCAUUGUGGUCGAAGAUGUGAAAUUCCGAGCACACAGGUGUGUUCUUGCUGCCUGCAGCACCUACUUUAAAAAGCUUUUCAAGAAGCUUGAGGUUGAUAGCUCUUCGGUAAUAGAAAUAGAUUUUCUUCGUUCCGAUAUAUUCGAAGAGGUCCUGAACUACAUGUACACAGCAAAGAUUUCUGUGAAAAAAGAAGAUGUCAACCUAAUGAUGUCAUCGGGUCAGAUUCUUGGUAUCCGGUUUUUGGAUAAACUCUGUACUCAGAAGCGUGAUGUCUCCAGUCCCGAUGAAAACAACGGCCAGUCAAAGAGUAAGUAUUGCCUCAAAAUAAAUCGCCCCAUUGGAGAUGCUGCUGACACUCAGGAUGAUGACGUGGAAGAAAUUGGAGACCAGGAUGACAGUCCUUCCGAUGACACGGUAGAAGGCACCCCCCCGAGUCAGGAGGACGGCAAGUCGCCGACGACAACGCUCAGGGUUCAGGAAGCAAUCUUAAAAGAGCUGGGGAGUGAGGAAGUCCGGAAAGUAAAUUGCUACGGGCAGGAGGUAGAAUCCAUGGAGACCCCGGAAUCGAAAGAUUUGGGGUCCCAGACCCCUCAAGCCUUAACAUUUAACGACGGAAUGAGUGAAGUGAAGGAUGAACAGACGCCAGGCUGGACGACAGCCGCCAGUGACAUGAAGUUCGAGUACUUACUCUAUGGCCACCAUCGGGAGCAGAUAGCCUGCCAGGCGUGCGGUAAGACAUUCUCUGACGAAGGCAGGUUGAGGAAGCAUGAGAAACUCCACACGGCAGACAGGCCGUUUGUCUGUGAAAUGUGCACAAAAGGUUUUACCACACAGGCCCACCUGAAAGAACACCUAAAAAUCCACACAGGGUACAAACCCUACAGUUGCGAGGUGUGUGGAAAAUCAUUUAUCCGCGCCCCAGACUUAAAGAAGCACGAGAGAGUUCACAGUAACGAGAGACCUUUUGCGUGCCACAUGUGUGACAAAGCCUUCAAACACAAGUCCCACCUCAAAGACCACGAACGAAGACACAGAGGGGAGAAGCCCUUUGUAUGUGGCUCUUGCACCAAGGCAUUUGCCAAGGCGUCUGAUCUGAAAAGGCACGAGAACAAUAUGCACAGUGAAAGGAAGCAGGUGACCCCCAGUGCCAUCCAGAGCGAGACAGAACAGUUGCAGGCAGCAGCCAUGGCCGCUGAAGCCGAGCAGCAGUUGGAAACGAUAGCCUGUAGCUAGAGGUGAUGGGACAGGACCCCGCUUCGCCUGAGCCCCGGAGACUGAGACCGCAUUGUUCGUCGUACAUGAACGCCAGUCGCUGUAUUUUUGUGGAAACUUACGGAGCAUUGUACUCGCUGGACUUAAGGCAGUGCUUGGUUAGGUAGUUUUAAAACUUUGCAAGGACGUAAGGUUCCUUGGUUCCGACCAAACAGUGUCACUGUCCUGUCUGGUGUCUGGUGGUAAUGUCGCCAGUAAGUCCCCCUCCCUCUUUUUUACGAUUUUAAUUUGAGAACUCCUGUGUCCAGUUCAGAAGUAGGAGACUUCUGUUCCAUUUUUAAUUCCUCUCGACACUUGCUGCGCUGGUGAGUGUAUUGCACAGAGUGAUAAUUGAGUAAAUUGAUUUCCUGAUCAUCACGCCUAUUUGUGACUUCACAGUCAAAACAGCCUUUUUAAUAACUUAAUAAGAGUACUUCAUGUAGAUGCAGAAAACACUGGUGGGUGGUUGACCAAGAACACCGUGUGGAUACGAACACAAGUUCCAGAAGUGCAGAAUGGCAUUAGAUUUGUAUUCGGUUUGUUAAUUUUAUAUCACUGGUUUUCACUAUUUUUGUGGACAAAUGAUGGUUGCUUUGCUAAAAUGUUUCUUCAUUUUGAUUGCCCGCACUUCCCCCAAAAGAUGUAGUCACAAGUCCCGAACACAAGGCUGAGCAAACCCACAGGGAUGAUGGUGGUCUGGGGGCUGAGUUCUUUUUGUUCCUCUCUUUUGGGGCAUUGUCACUCGGCGGCAGAUGCGGUUUGUGGGGUAGACCAGUUAUUAGAGGGAUAGCAAAGGGGGAAUAGGAACCUGCUCUCAGGGACAAGGUUUUCAUGUUUGCAACAAUUCCAAGAUUUUCUAGAUCAAAAUAAUUCUCAAUUGAUUUUUGAACUUGGAUUUUUAUUUAGGAUCAAAUUAGGACAAGAACAGGUAUGCUUCUUCGGAUACAUGUGUGUCACUUAAGAGAAUGUCAUCAAGCGUUUGGGCUCUCUGCAGCACGUGAUUUAUAGGAGAUGUAAUAUCAUUACUUAAAUUAAUAAAUUGAAAAUCUUUUAAGUGUGUAAAUAGUGUAGAAGUGUUGGUCUUAUGUAUUUCAAGUAAAAGUAGACAGCUGCACUUUUUUUUUUUUUUGCACAUUGGAUUAAAAUAACUUUAAUAAGCAACAAACAUCAGUCUCUUUUUUAACCAAUAUUAAAGACUAUCAGACCAAAUUUUUAUUUUUUUGAAGUAUAUUUCAUCAUUGGUGGUUACAGUUUUAAGUAGAAUUUGGUUGCCAUUUCAUAGUCAUAAACAGAAUUAUAAACACUGUUCUAAUUUUGGUGUAUGAAAACUUUUUUUUUCACCAUUUCUUUAGGAAUGUAUUGAAAUGCCAAAAUAGUUUGAAUUAUGUUCUGUAAUAAAGUAUUAGUCAAUUACUUUAGAAUGUACAAUUUUAGGAAAAUGUCAUUUUUCAAAAUUUAUUUUUGAUUCCUAGAACUUUUUUCCUCAAGAUACAUUAAAGUAAUUUCAUUUCAUACUUGUUGCAUUAACACCUGUAGUUGCUGUUACAGGAGAAAUUUUAUUUUUUAACUUGAUGUAUAUGUUGUGCCCAAGAUCAUAGGAUGGAGAUGCUACCUUUUAAAGAAAGUUAUUUAUUGGUAAAAUGUUUAGUUUAAAAUUAAUUUAAUCUUCUUUCUUAAAAGUCGUUUAUUCUGUCCUAAAAGUAGUCUUGUCACUGUGUUUAUAUGCUGUUAGUGGAAGGGGAACUGAUUGGCGCUCCUUGGCUGUUUUAACCAAAGCAGAGGAAAAAUAAUUUAACGUCUUGUCGAUAGCUACUACAACAAACCAUUUUUGGGGGCUUCAUUUUUGUAUAUAAAAGAAAAUAUACUUCUGUUA
This is a messenger RNA of Felis catus (domestic cat), 4401 nucleotides long. RefSeq names its product zinc finger and BTB domain containing 14 (gene ZBTB14). The record is from RefSeq and is a predicted model, not a curated record. Gene Ontology annotation, cellular component: nucleus. Gene Ontology annotation, molecular function: DNA-binding transcription factor activity, RNA polymerase II-specific; RNA polymerase II cis-regulatory region sequence-specific DNA binding; protein binding. Gene Ontology annotation, biological process: regulation of transcription by RNA polymerase II. NCBI's taxonomy places the organism in Eukaryota, Metazoa, Chordata, Mammalia, Carnivora, Felidae. Bases 1161 to 2510 code for a protein of 449 amino acids. The transcript has 4 exons.